ACGACCCCCGUCCAUGAUGUCACAGUUUUCCGAGCAUGCCUACAAAGGUCGAAAAUAAACAAAGAGCCGAGUCGAGCUUUGCGCCGUUUUCACUGUAAAAUCGUCUGUGGUGUACGCGUGUGUGUUUGUGUGCUGUGCGGUCUAUCAUGGAGAACGUGUUUUCGUGUCGAUCGAGCGUUUAUUUGGAUCAAGGAGGCAGAAAGUACAUGGAGGAUUUCGUCCAGAUUAAGCAGGAUGAUGAGCCGAGCGAGGACGAGCUGAACGCCGCCGCCGAGACGGAAGUGGAGAGCGCGCGCGUCCCGCUCGGAACCGCGCCCGCGGAACGGCCCGAGGGCUCGCGGAUCUCGCCGGCGAGUUGCGGCGCCGCUGCCUCUUCGUCGGCCCAGAGCGCGGAGGCUGACGGCGACCGUCCCUCGCGGGCCGUGGCUUUCUACGCUGUGUUCGACGGGCACGGCGGCCCCGACGCGGCGCGCUACGCCCAGACACAUCUCUGGGAUCUGAUUAAAAAACAAAGAGGUUUCUGGUCCACAGACGACGAAGAGGUUUGCGCAGCCAUACGGAAGGGAUUCAUCGCCUGCCACCAUGCCAUGUGGAAGAAACUGCCAGAGUGGCCGAGGACCGCAACUGGCCUUCCUAGCACAUCUGGAACAACCGCAAGUGUCGUUGUAAUUCGCCGUGAUCGUGUGUAUGUGGCUCAUGUUGGAGACUCGGCUGUGGUUUUGGGAGUGCAGGACAGUCCCAAUGAUGAGGUUCUUCGAGCAGAAGAAAUCACACAAGAUCACAAACCUGAGCUACCCAAAGAGAGGAAAAGAAUUGAGGGACUGGGAGGGAGCGUGAUUAAAAAAUCUGGGGUGAAUCGAGUGGUAUGGAAAAGACCCAGGCUCACUCACAAUGGACCAGUCAGAAGGAGCACGGUCAUUGAUCAGAUUCCUUUCCUUGCAGUAGCUCGAGCUUUAGGUGAUCUAUGGAGUUAUGACUUCUACAGUGGAGAGUUUGUAGUUUCGCCCGAGCCCGACACUGCUGUUAUUAAACUUGACCUAAAACGGCACCGCUACAUCAUCCUGGGCAGCGAUGGCCUUUGGAACAUGGUUUCACCACAAGAAGCAGUAUCCAUGUGUGAGGAGACUGAUAGGGCCAAGACUAAAUGCCACAGGACAAGGCAAAAUGUUUGCAGUGCUCAGGAGCUGGUAAACCAGGCCCUUCAAAGAUGGAGUCAGCGCCUGCUUCGUGCUGACAACACGAGCGCUAUAGUCAUUUGUCUGGAGCCAAAGGGGGCAUUUUCUGAACCUUUGCCUCCAUAUGAAGUUGUGUACAAUCUACAAGGAGCAAAGUCAUGCUCUACUACAGAGUCUCCAUCCAGCACACCACACAUCCAGGGGGCAGAUGUGUCUUUUUCUGGCUGUGAACUGAAAUCCUUGGACCAACAUCAAAAUACUGAUGGUGGGACGAGCGGCUCUGAAAUAACAAAGUCUGACUUUCCAAGCAAAGACCUCAGCGAUAGAAGGUUGAUGAGUGGCAAGAAUAGUGACAUAGUGCACACUGGCAAACGGAUGUUGGAGGAUCUUUCCAUCCCGGCAGGAAAGAGGGCACGCCGUAGUCUUCCCCACAGCCACGCUUCCUCGUGCACUACUCGUCGGAGACACUUUAUGUUGAAGAAUUCCUGCCGUCUUCCAUUCGUCGCAGUGGAAGGAUCGUGUGAACAAUUCAACAGAAGAACACAUAUCUUCCGGGAAGAUAUUUCUCCUCGCCGAUGACCUGUACAUAUUCCAAAGAACAAUUUUAAUGAGUGACAAUUUACUUUGAGCUAUUCAAUAGUCUAUGUAUUUUUAUACACUUUGGUUUACAGAACAAAGGAAGGCACACUUUCAAGAAGCAAGAAAUAUAUACACAUCAAAGUUGAAGCUUUUAAACACAUAGCAUUACCCAGCAUCUCAUUUCCUGUUUAAUGUUUGUUUUGUUGGGUUUAUUUUUAAAGUUGUUUUUUCCCCUAUCUGUGAGACUUUCAUGUGCAACUUAAGGUGCUGCUAUGUUUAACCAGGUAAAUAAAAAACUUGAUAAACUAAA
Messenger RNA from Silurus meridionalis, 2064 nucleotides. It is a transcript of the gene ppm1da, whose product is annotated as protein phosphatase, Mg2+/Mn2+ dependent, 1Da. The coding region runs from base 147 to 1754 and encodes 535 amino acids. The transcript is spliced from 7 exons. Gene Ontology annotation, molecular function: cation binding; mitogen-activated protein kinase binding; protein serine/threonine phosphatase activity. The record is from RefSeq and is a predicted model, not a curated record. Lineage: Eukaryota; Metazoa; Chordata; Actinopteri; Siluriformes; Siluridae. Gene Ontology annotation, cellular component: nucleus; cytosol. Gene Ontology annotation, biological process: protein dephosphorylation.